This is a messenger RNA of Brassicogethes aeneus, 1554 nucleotides long. The record is from the annotation of a GenBank genome assembly. Lineage: Eukaryota; Metazoa; Arthropoda; Insecta; Coleoptera; Nitidulidae.
AUGAACCGAAAAUACGAAAGAGCAUAUCGCCUGGAGUGGGAACAAGAUCCAGUGCUUUCAUCAUGGAUAUCGAAAUCUAAAGAAGAUCCAGACGUAGCAUUUUGUAAAGCAUGCAAUACAAAAUUAGUGUCAAGACUGUCUGCUUUAAAAGAGCAUGCUAUUACUAAAAAACACGUUAAGAACAUGAUUGGAUAUAGCGGGCAAUCCUCGGUGCAACGUUUUUUUAAAGACUCUCCAAUAGAAGUUGAGGUGAAAAAAGCAGAGCUUAAUAUGUGUGCGUUGUUAGUAGAGCAUAAUUUGCCAUUUCGCUUAAUGGAUCAUAUGAGUGAAAUUAUUUCCAAGUGCUUUUCUAAUCCAGAAGUUGCCAAAUUAUUUUCUUGUAAAAGAACCAAAGCUGCUGCGUUAACUUAUAAUGUUUUAAAACCUGAAUUGGAGAGGGAAAUGCAUGAGGAUUUAAAAUCUUAUCAAAACAUAAGUUCUCAGGCACCAGUUUUUUCUCUAAUUAUGGACAAAAGUACAGAUGUUUCCUCGACAAAAAUGCUUGCUGUUGUAACGAAAUAUUAUUCUAAAAAAUGUUUAAAAGUAAAAACGAAAUUUUUAACUUUGGUUGAUUUAGAAGGUGAAACAGCACAACACUUGUUUGACGCACUUUCGAAGGCAUUGCAAGAUGUAAAUCUUGAUAUUAAAAAUGCCAUUGGUUUUGGUGCUGAUACUACAAAUGUAAUGUUUGGUGAUCGUGGUGGAGUUAUUGCCAAAAUUAAAGAAGAAAAUCCACAUUGUGUUUUUAUAAAAUGUGUGUGUCAUUCCACUGCAUUAUCAGUUAGCCAUGCAAGUAAGGACAAAUUACCAAGGGCUGUAAACCAAGUUGUUCAGGAGGUAUAUGGGUAUUUUGCUCACAGUAGCAAACGGCAAAGGGAAUUAUCUGACUUUCAAGAAUUUGGAGAUUAUACGACUGUGCACAUGGUCUUUAAAGACGUUUCUGAAAUGUUUAUGUCACUGUUGAGUUGCUACAUGAAAAGCAACUACAUAAAAUGCACAGACCCAUUAGAUCUAGACCCCAAAUCUACCGUUAACUUUUUACCUCUAAAGCAGAUGUAUUUGGGUGUUAACGUCGGUAGAGAAAUUGAUCGCCUAGGAAAAGAUUUCAACGACCAAAUUCGGACAUUUCUAGAUCGUAUGCAAUCAUUUUUAAUUGAGCUUUGCUCUCAAUUAAAAACACGACUGCCAUUAAACAGCUUGUUUAGGGAUUUGAAGUUUUUAGCACCCCAACACGUCGUAUAUGAAGACAUUUCGUCCAUUGCAAAUAUUAUCAACAAUUUUCCUAAUCUUGGCAAUGAUAAUCAUAUCCAAAAAAUUGAUGAAGAGUACAGACAACUUAAACUUGAUAAAGACGUGGAGGAUUUGUUGGAAUCAGGCGGAAGUAGUUCCAAUUCAAUUUUAAGUGUUGAUAAGUUUUGGGGUGCUAUUUACAUAUUUCAAAUUUUGCGAAGGGGCUGUUGUGUUUGCCGAUGUCCAACGCUGCGUGUGAGAGAAUCUUUUCUCAAAUUAAUCUGA